GGCUGGCGUGGCUGCACUCGGAGAAGGUGGGAGCUGAAGGAAAUAGAAAGAUGAAGCGAGUAUUUACUAUCUCAGAGAAAAUUGUUGCAGGCAAUCUUGUACGAUACCACUGGCAGAAAACACUUGGGAAUUAUAUAGCCAUCACUGGGUCUGACCAUACAGUGAAAAUCUUUGAUCGCCAUGGACAUAAAAGAAAUGAAAUUAACCUACCAGGAAUUUGUGUUUCUAUGGACUGGGAUAAAGAUGGAGAUGCCUUGGCUGUGAUUUCUGAUAAAUCAAAUGCCAUUUACUUAUGGGAUGCAAACACGCAUAAAACUACACAGUUGGACUGUGGUAUGAGGGAUCAGAUGUCAUUUCUGAUGUGGUCAAAAGCAGGAUCAUUGCUUGCUGUUGGAACAACCAAAGGAAAUCUGCUUGUUUAUAGUUUACAGACCUCUCGCAAAGUUCCAGUUCUCGGGAAGCAUACAAAACGGAUUACUUGUGGUUGCUGGAGUUCCCAGAACCUGCUUGCACUGGGUAGCGAAGACAAGACGAUCACUGUCAGCAACCAAGAGGGAGAUACAAUCAGACAGACCACAGUGAGAGCAGAACCAAGUGACAUACAGUUCUCUAUGAUGAAGACGGAUGAACGGGCAUCAGUUGGCGAAAGCACAGUAAGUGCAAUUGUUGGCAAGAAAACUCUAUUCUUGUUUAAUUUGAGCGAUCCUGAUAAUCCGAUUGAAUUGGCAUUCCAGCAACGCUAUGGCAGCAUCAUAUCUUAUAGAUGGUAUGGUGAUGGGUACAUUAUGAUUGGGUUUUCUCAAGGCUACUUUGUAGUAAUUUCUACGCAUAUUCGUGAGAUUGGUCAGGAACUGUUCCAAGCCCACAACCAUAAAGACAACCUGACAAGUAUUGCCAUCUCUCAAUCCCUGAACAAGGCUGCUUCUUGUGGAGAUAAUUGCAUUAAAAUCCAUGAUCUGUCAGAACUGAAAGAGAUGUAUGCUAUUAUAAACUUGGAUGAUGAAACUAAAGGUCUGGAUCGGCUAUCUUGGACAGAUGAUGGACAGUUGCUUGCUGUAUCGACACAGCGUGGAACUUUGCAUGUUUUCCUUACAAAACUUCCAGUUCUUGGAAAUACAUGUGGAACUCGAAUAGCUUUCCUAACUUCUCUGCUAGAGGUCACAGUGACCAAUCAUGUUGAGGAAGAACCACAAAUCACAGUUUCUGUUGAAGUAGAACCGACCUUUAUCGCUGUUGGCCCAUAUCAUGUGGCUGUUGGAAUGAAUAACAGAGCCUGGUUUUAUGCCGUUGGAGAAAAUCGAGCGGAGAAGCUAAAAGACAUGGAGUAUCUGGGCACCGUGACCAGUAUGUGCUUAAAUUCUGAUUACGCAGCAGUGCUUUUUGAGGGAAGAGUUCAGCUACACAUGAUCAGUUCCAACAUCGAUUUUAUGCUCCCAGUUACUCAGCAGAUUGAAAUGGAAGGCAUUGAAGCUCAGGAGGAAAGAGAAACUCGUCUUUUUCCAGGACAUGAUGACAAAUACCGAGUUACAUGCCACGCACUUACUGCUGAUUUCUUAGUCUAUGGAACAGAUACUGGGAUCAUCCAAUAUUUCUAUAUUGAGGACUGGCAGUAUGUGAAUGAGUAUCGCCAUUCAGUCAGUAUCCGUAAAGUUUUUCCAGAUCCCAGCGGGACUAGAAUGGCAUUCAUUGAUGACAAGAGCGAUGGGCUUGUCUACUGCCCUGUGAACGAUACUAUAUAUGAGAUCCCGAACCUUCCCACCACUGUUAGAAGCAUUCUCUGGGAACACUUUACAAUGGAUAAAGGAGUCUUCAUUGCUUAUGAUGAUGACAAAGUCUAUACCUACGUUUUUCACAAGGAUACGAUUCAAGGAUCCAAAGUCAUACUGGCAGGUGCUACAAAACUUCCUUUUUCUCACAAACCAUUACUGUUAUAUAAUGGAGAGUUAACAUGUCAGACACAGAGUGGGAAAAUCAAUGCUAUUCUUUUAAGUACGCAUUCUUUCCUCGCUGGAUUGAAGGAUCUUGGACAUAAUGAUCUUCAGCCAAUGUUGACCCAAUGCUUAAUGCUGAAAAGGUUUAAUGAAGCCUGGGAUGUGUGCAAAUUACUUAAUGAUCCUUCCGCAUGGACUGAGUUUGCUCGUGCUUGCCUCCAUCACAUGGAAGUAGAGUUUGCGAUCCGUGUUUAUCGAAUGAUUGGAAAUGUCGGAAUGGUAAUUUCACUGGAGCAGAUUAAGGGAAUAGAAGACCACAGCUUAUUAGCUGGACAUCUUGCUAUGUUUAUGAAUGAUUUCAAUUUGGCACAGGAUCUCUAUCUGGCCUCCAGCUGCCCAAUUGCUGCACUAGAGAUGCGGAGGGAUCUACAGCAUUGGGAUAGUGCUCUGCAAUUAGCUAAACGGCUGGCUCCUGAUCAGAUUGCAUUUAUCUCCAAAGAAUAUGCUAUUCAACUAGAGUUCACGGGAGACUAUGUGAAUGCAUUGGCACAUUAUGAGAAAGGCAUGACUGGAGACAAUAAGUAUCUUGAACAUGAUGAUUCGUGUUUAGCUGGAAUUGCAAGGAUGUCAAUACGGAUGGGUGAUAUUCGACGUGGUGUCAACCAGGCAAUUAGACACACCAGUAGAGUUCUGAAGAAAGACUGUGGUGUUAUUCUAGAGAGUAUGAAGCAAUUCUCUGAGGCUGCUCAAUUAUAUGAAAAAGGACAGUACUAUGACAAAGCAGCAUCUGUUUACAUCCGUUGUAAAAAUUGGGCAAAAGUUGGAGAGCUUCUCCUUCAUGUAACAUCUCCCAAGAUACACCUGCAGUAUGCAAAGGCAAAAGAAGCUGAUGGCAGGUAUAAGGAAGCUGCAAUGGCUUAUGAAAAUGCCAAAGACUGGGAUAAUAUGAUUCGAAUCCAAUUGGAUCAUCUCCGCAAUCCUGAAGAAGCUGUUCGUAUCAUUCGAGAAACUCAAUCAAUUGAUGGGGCCAAAAUGGUAGCCAGGUUCUUCCUGCAACUUGGUGACUAUGGCUCUGCCAUCCAGUUCCUGGUGAUGUCUAAAUGUAAUGAUGAAGCAUUUCAACUCGCUCAGCAACAUAAUCAAAUGGAAGUCUAUGCUGAUAUCAUUGGUUCUGAUGCCAAUAAUGAAGACUAUCAAAGUAUUGCAUUGUACUUUGAAGGUGAAAAGAAACAUUUCUUGGCUGGAAAAUUCUUCAUGCUUUGUGGCCAGUAUACCCGAGCAUUGAAACACUUCUUGAAAUGUCCAGUAGCUGAAGAUGGCCAAGCUAUUGAGAUGGCUAUAGAAGCGGUUGGACAAGCCAAAGAUGACAUGCUAACGAGUCAGCUCAUAGAUUAUCUAAUGGGUGAGAGCGAUGGAAUGCCCAAGGAUGCAAAGUAUCUUUUCCGACUGUAUAUGGCUUUGAAGCAAUAUCGAGAAGCAGCCAGAACAGCUAUAAUAAUCGCUAGAGAAGAACAAUCUGCAGGAAACUACAGAAAUGCACACGAUGUGCUGUUUAGUAUGUACACAGAGCUCAAAGCACACAAAAUCAAAAUCCCCUCAGAAAUGGUGACAAACCUUAUGAUUCUACACAGCUACAUUCUGGUAAAGACUCAUGUAAAGCGUGGAGACCACAUGAAAGGAGCAAGAAUGCUCAUCCGAGUUGCAAAUAACAUCAGCAAGUUUCCAUCUCACAUUGUGCCCAUUCUAACGUCAACAGUAAUUGAAUGUCACCGAGCAGGGUUAAGGAAUUCUGCCUUUAGUUUUGCUGCUAUGCUGAUGAGACCGGAAUACAGAAACAAUAUUGAUCCAAAGUACAAGAAAAAGAUAGAAGCUAUGGUUAGGCGUCCUGACCAAUCAGAAGUGGAAGAGUUUACUUCGCCUUGUCCGUACUGUGCUUUUCAGUUGCCAGAGUGUGAGCUGCUCUGUUCAGGUUGUAAAAACAAUCUGCCUUACUGCAUUGUUACUGGCCGCCACAUGGUGAAGGAUGAUUGGACAGUUUGCCCCCAUUGCGAUUUUCCUGGUUUAUACUCUGAGUUCAAAGUCCUACUAGCUACAGAGAAAGCUUGCCCUAUGUGUUCAGAAAAGCUGUGUGUGGAGCAGCUGUCACUUGUUGAGCCAGCACCAUAUCUACUACAAGAUGAGGCAGAAUCAUGAGAAAUUUUGGAUAUGCAAAGUACAAGAUCCAGCAUCAUAAACCAUUGUUGAAAGUACCAGGAGUUCUUCAAUGCACGUCUACAUUUGAAACAUUUCCUUUUUAAGCAUUUUUAUGGUCAAAUUGUAAAUGGAUUUCUUCAAGUAUUUAUCUAUAAUUCAUCAUAAAGUUCAUUGUGAACUCUUAAUACUUUACUAUCAGCAUAGAAUGUUUUUUAUAAAGCAGGUAGUUGAGCAUUACAAAAUUAGCUUUCACAAUCUCCCUGUCUAUAGUCUCUCCAACAUUCACAAACAGUGCUCUGAAUGGCUUUAUGAAAUCCACACUGCGUUUUUUAAAAAAAAAAUCAACCUAUUCAGAAUGACAUUACACACGUAUAGAACAGGUCUCCUGGCUCAGAGGCAGGGACACAAAAACACUCACUAUCUUCAGUUUAAUUUUUGUUUUACAUCAUACCUUGAUUGCCUUUGCAAUUUUUUUGGAUUUAUUAUUAAUAUUUGAAAUCUUAAAGGAAUUCCUGACUUACUUAUGGGAUACUCCAAAGUCCGGUGAUUUCAAUGCUCCGUAAUUGAAAUACACUAAAAUACAUUGUUUUAACAUACAUACCAAAUUAACCUAAAAACUUUCACCAACAAUUAUAAUUGUUGUUGGCCAUAGUUCAAUUUACCAGAAAUAAAACUAACCAUUGGGCCACCUUUCACAGGAACGAGUUUCCUCAUUCUGCCCAAGACAAAAAUACAUGCCCUGAAGUCACAAUGUAUGGUAUUAGUAAUAAAACUUCCAUUUUAAAACAGUAAGUUUUUAGACUUGGCUGUUAGUACUCCAGGUGAACAUUUAUGACUGCAAGUCCUACACAAAGAGAGGAUUCAAUAAUGCACAGGGAGAGAUGACAUUUCUCAAAUACAGCAUUGAUCUAAAAACCGUUGUACGUACCUCAUCCUGUGCAUACUGAAAUUCCUACAGAAGGAAGCUUUCUUGCCCAUUAACAUGCAUAUUUCUAUGAUCCAUCAGAUAUUUUGAAAUGCUUCGAAUGGAUUCAAUAAAGUAUUAA
Molecule: messenger RNA, 5170 nt
Organism: Hemiscyllium ocellatum (epaulette shark)
Lineage: Eukaryota; Metazoa; Chordata; Chondrichthyes; Orectolobiformes; Hemiscylliidae
Gene: wdr19
Product: WD repeat domain 19
Exons: 38
Coding region: 51-4124 (1357 amino acids)
Biological process (GO): intraciliary retrograde transport; cilium assembly
Cellular component (GO): cilium; intraciliary transport particle A
Molecular function (GO): protein binding
Source: RefSeq, a predicted model, not a curated record